Messenger RNA from Phytophthora infestans T30-4, 1692 nucleotides. RefSeq names its product chromodomain protein, putative. NCBI's taxonomy places the organism in Eukaryota, Oomycota, Peronosporomycetes, Peronosporales, Peronosporaceae. The record is from RefSeq and is a predicted model, not a curated record. The coding region runs from base 1 to 1692 and encodes 563 amino acids. The transcript has a single exon.
AUGACGCAGGACGCGUCGGCGCGUCCCAAGAGCCCGAAGAGUCCGAAGAACCUGGAGCUGUUCGGCAAGUUGCACUUGGGCAUGGACCACGUUCUAUCCAAGCUGCUGCCGGACGCGCCACCGCUCCCGGAUGCGCUCAAACUGCAGACCGAGACGCAGUCGGUCGCCACGACGUGGGUGCAGAUCACUGAGGUGUUCGAGAAGCGCAAAACGAUGCUGCAACGUCGUAAGGAGAAAAGCAAGAGCAAAAGCAAGAAUUCUGCCACCAAAACGAAGAAGAAACUCAAAGAAAAAGAGCCCGAGAAAAGAUCAACGACUAAAACAACAAAGAAGAGCAAAAGCCGCAGCUCGAGCGCGUCUCCACGCAGUGCAAAGAGCUCCGAAAAGGUCAAAACGACCAAGAAAGCCUCCAGCAAGAAAUCGAUCCGUUCAAAGACAGAGAGCGACGUUGCAGAGGUGAAAUCGGAGGAGCAGCUGAGCUCAUACGACAAAUCUGUGCUCAAAAGGCUCCGCAAGCUGCCGAUGUGUCAGAACGUGGAGGUGGGCACCAAUAAGUACAGGGCGAUAGCCAUGUGGAUGGAGCUGGACAAGGGUAAGAACUCUGCCACCUCUGCGAACUUGAUGGAGUUGCUGACCAAACUGCAACUUGAAGCAGCGUCGGGCAAGCAGAACAAACCAAAACUGAGUCGCAAACGCUCGCCGGAGUCGUUGGAUGAUGCGCUGCGAGCGGAGAAGAGCAGCAAGCGGAAGGCGUUGGCGAGAGAGCGGAGACGGAGCAGACAGGAGUCGUUCGUGGAUGAAGAUGAGGUUGUCUACGAGUCUGGAGACGAGGAAGAGGAGGCGGAGUACAAAGGAGGAUACUCCGAUUCAGAUGAAGCAGAAUUUAUGCCCGAGUUGGAGAACAGUCCACCGCCGGAAAGGCUCAAGAAGCGCAGGACGUCGAAGAAGCAGAAGCAGGAAGCAGUCAAGCAAGAGAAGACUGCGGCGGAUACGACGCAACUUUCCUCCAAGGACCAGCUAGCUGCAGUAGUAGCGAAGAUCCGGGCAGACGAUGUGGUCUCAGGGAAGACGGACCCCAAGUAUUUAUCCUACGAGAAGAAAGGCGCGCCUGGCUCUUCUUCGGUCUCUGCGAUCGAGUUGGAUGAUAGCGAGGAGGAGGAAGAAGGAGAGGAGCAAGAAGAAGAAGAAGAAGAAGAAGAAGAGACCAAGGGUCAGGACUCGUCCACUGACGACGAGAAUGGCAUGUUCGACCUGAACGAGGAAGACGUGUAUAUCGUCGAGGCAAUUUUAUGCGUCAAGGAAGGACGAUCCAUCAUGUCGGCGGGACGACGUCAGCAGAAGGAGAUGGAUCUGUACCUCGUCAAGUGGGAUGGCUACAACGAGCUCACGUGGGAGCCGGAGGAGAACAUCCCGCAGCGCCUCAUUGAGAUGUUCCGAGAGCGCGAACGUGCCAAGCGAGCGUGUCAGUACCAGAUCAAGGUGGCGCAUGAACGCCGAGAGGUGAUCAACGUGACGACGCAACAGAGAGAAGUGCUGUACAUGAUCCAGUGGAUCAACCAGGAGAGCGCCGUGUGGGAAUCGCGGUCGACGCUCCCAAGCAAGACGCAAGUGUGGCUGGACAAGGUGCUGGGGGCGCCUGCUGCCAAGAAGCGCCGAGAGACGAAAGUCGUCAAGCAGUAUAUCUAUCACUAG